Messenger RNA from Capsicum annuum, 1223 nucleotides. RefSeq names its product proteasome subunit beta type-1. The transcript has 7 exons. Bases 297 to 968 code for a protein of 223 amino acids. NCBI's taxonomy places the organism in Eukaryota, Viridiplantae, Streptophyta, Magnoliopsida, Solanales, Solanaceae. The record is from RefSeq and is a predicted model, not a curated record. Gene Ontology annotation, cellular component: proteasome core complex.
UAAACUUAAAAAUCAUAUACAAUCCGAACAUUACUUGGAUUGAAUUGUAAUGAUUUCAAUUCGAAAUCAAAAAUCUAAAAUUUUCAUAUCCAAUCCGGAACACCAUAGAAGAGACUAGACCAACAACAGUUGGUCCAACUUGGAAGGCCCGAAAGCCAAAAAGCCCAUCCAGUACUCAGUCGGAUGUCUUGGUGAAGACGAAUCAGGGGUCUUCUUCCCCCUGCCCCCUUCACCUCUCUCUCUUACUUCACUUCCAAUCUUCUUCUACAAAUCUAGAGCGCUCUCUGCUAAUCAACAUGACAAAGCAGCAAGCAAACUGGUCUCCUUAUGACAACAAUGGAGGAACAUGUGUAGCGGUAGCAGGUGCAGAUUACUGUGUAAUUGCAGCAGAUACAAGGAUGUCUACUGGAUACAACAUUCUUACUCGCGAUUACUCCAAAAUCAUCAAACUCGCGGAUAGAUGUGUGAUGGCCUCUUCAGGAUUUCAGGCUGAUGUGAGAGCUUUGCAAAAGGUUUUGGCAUCCCGGCAUCUGAUCUAUCAGCAUCAGCACAACAAACAGAUGAGCUGCCCAGCCAUGGGUCAGCUACUUUCAAACACUCUUUACUACAAGCGGUUCUUCCCUUACUACUCCUUCAACGUUUUAGGUGGGCUUGACAGUGAAGGGAAGGGUUGUGUUUUCACGUAUGAUGCUGUUGGAUCCUAUGAGAGGGUUGGAUACAGUUCUCAAGGUUCUGGUGCAACCCUUAUCAUGCCUUUCCUGGACAACCAGCUAAAGUCUCCCAGCCCUCUCUUGUUGCCUGCCAAGGAUGCUGUUACACCACUUUCUGAAUCAGAAGCCAUUGAUUUGGUGAAAACAUGCUUUGCUUCAGCAACUGAAAGGGAUAUAUACACUGGUGACAAGCUAGAGAUAGUGAUAUUAAAUGGCAGUGGUAUUCGUAGGGAGGAAAUGGAUCUUAGAAAGGACUGAUUCCUCACCUUGUUCUGGUGUUCAUGUUUGUUCAGAAAGCAUAGAUGGUGAAUUCCUGGAGAAUUCCUUCGUAUGAUUAUUGCAGAUGAGUUAUGAAUUUGAUCAUGGAUGAAUGUCAUAUGAAGUAUAUUUCCUAUUAAGUAGUGUGUGUUUUAGUAUCCUGUGAUGUGGGGUAUUUGAUGCCGUCUGUGGAACAUUUCAAAGUUGAUUUUUGUAUUCAGUAAUCCAUGAUGCAAGUUGUUUUUCCUCUUUUUA